Messenger RNA from Leopardus geoffroyi (Geoffroy's cat), 825 nucleotides. RefSeq names its product probable cation-transporting ATPase 13A4. Lineage: Eukaryota; Metazoa; Chordata; Mammalia; Carnivora; Felidae. The record is from RefSeq and is a predicted model, not a curated record. Bases 123 to 374 code for a protein of 83 amino acids. The transcript has 3 exons.
UCCUUGUGCUGGUCAUACAGCUGGGUGUGUGUCUAUUCAUUCUAUUUGCUGAUAUUCCAGAAUUAUACAGGCGUUUGGAUCUUCUCUGCACUCCUCUUCUGUGGAGGGUUUAUAUCAUCAUUAUGCUCAGCUCCAACUUCAUUGUGUCCCUUGUGGUGGAGGAGGCCAUUAUUGAAAACCGAGCCCUGUGGACAACAUUCAAAAGUUGUUUUGGCUAUCAAUCAAAAAGCCAGUAUCGGAUAUGGCAGAGGGCCUUGGCAGAUGACCCCAGCUGGCCCCCGCUAAACCAAACGUCCUACUCUGACAUGCCAGAGUGUGGCAGGGGGGUGUCUUACAGCAAUCCGGUGUUUGAGAGCAAUGAGGAACAACUCUGAAGCCAAAGUGAUCUCUAAGGUGAUAAAGCAUAGAAACAAUGACAAAAGGGACCAGUUUCAGUAAUUUUCAAACAAUGGGACUCUUACAAAAUCAGCUGGAGUUUUUGGAAUGAAAAAACCUAUCCAAUCACGGUCGCAAAUUCAAGUUUACCUGAUAAAAUACUUUCUACAGAGCAGAACACUGCCCCCAGAAGAGUGCCUUCCUCUUGAUUCUGAAAGUAUUGAUGGUGUUGGUGAAUCAAGAGUGAGCCAACGAUGGCAAUCAGCCCAGAGACUGGGAGGCUAAAGGACAAGGAGAAUAUAUAAUCUCUUUUCUUAGGUAACAUUUUUUAAAUGAAUUGAGAGAAAGCAGCACUAUGUGUAGCCAUAGAAUUGUAACAUGUGAAGGAUCACCUUUGAAUUCUUAUUUUAUUGAUGGAAAAACAAGUGCAUGAGAGCCAUUAUACCAGUC